Echinostoma caproni is the source of this 420-nucleotide messenger RNA. The record is from the annotation of a GenBank genome assembly. Lineage: Eukaryota; Metazoa; Platyhelminthes; Trematoda; Plagiorchiida; Echinostomatidae.
AUGCCGCUUCCGACGAUGCAGGGAAACUCCGCGUUGUGUGGUGAAUUCCGACGUGCAGUUUGGGCAGCGGAAGCCGAAAGCGCCGACCAGGUGCUGCAGGUGGACCGUAGGGUUGCGGUCGUGUGUGCGUUUGUGGAUCGUCCAUCCGGUCUUCGUGGUGAACGUUCGCGGGCAGUGGGGGCAUUGAUGAAGACGGGGCCUUGGUUCAGUCGAGCUGGAAUUUUCGUCUGCUGGGGCAGGCGAGUUGGUCGUGGUUUGUAUAGGAGAACCAGCAAGACUGCCGUCCAAGUGGAUUUGGACGGGAGUCGAAGGAGAACAGGAUUGCUCCUGUGCCUCGGGCCGUUCAUAGGCUCCUAUCCGCGGCUGUUGGGACAUGUUAACAAGGGGGGUGGGAACAAACAGUUAAAAAUAGAUACAUAA